Molecule: messenger RNA, 1422 nt
Organism: Scheffersomyces stipitis CBS 6054
Lineage: Eukaryota; Fungi; Ascomycota; Pichiomycetes; Serinales; Debaryomycetaceae
Gene: THR1
Product: homoserine kinase
Exons: 1
Coding region: 320-1381 (353 amino acids)
Biological process (GO): L-threonine metabolic process
Molecular function (GO): ATP binding; homoserine kinase activity
Source: RefSeq, a predicted model, not a curated record
AUAAAUAGUGCCCACUGCCGCUUCCGGAUUUCCUCAGAUUCAGAGUGUUGAGAAGCUAGACAAAUUUCUAAUUCACAGAGAUAAAAACCAUACGGUUGCCAAUAUAAAGUCAUACUAGAUAGUAUUCCCGUACUAUAUGUAUGAAGAACCAUUGAAGGUCAUAAGAAGUUACCAGUCUUGACCUCGGACCACCGAAAAGCCGUAAUAUAGAAAACAAAGUAAUCGCUAAACACAUAAAAGUAACAACCAUCUAAAAGAGUACAACUUCCAAGUUAUUACUAUCAUUUACUCCACUAUUAGUACAUAGAAUCAUACUGUCAUGACCAUCAGAUCGUUUGAAGUCAAAGUUCCAGCAUCGUCUGCCAAUAUCGGCCCAGGAUUUGACGUUCUUGGGGUCGGACUCCAGUUGUACUUGCAAAUCAAAGUCACUAUUGAUUCGUCCAAGGAUACCAGCCAUGACCCAUACCACGUCAAGUUGAGUUACGAGGGAGAUUUGGCUGAAAAAGUGCCACUCACCUCCGACAAGAACUUGAUCACCCAGACUGCUCUAUACAUUUUGCGAGUAAAUGGUAUGGACUCGUUCCCUCAGGGUACCCAUAUCCAUGUGAUCAACCCUGUUCCAUUGGGUAGAGGAUUGGGUUCGUCAGCUUCUGCUAUUGUUGGAGGCAUUGUUUUAGGUAACGAGAUCGGAGAGUUCAAGUUUUCUAAGACCAGAUUGAUGGAUUACUGUUUGAUGAUCGAAAGACAUCCAGACAACAUUGCUGCUGCUAUGUUGGGUGGGUUUGUGGGCUCGUACUUGCAUGACUUAUCGCCAGAAGACAUGGCUGCGAAAAACGUUCCCUUGGACUACAUCUUGCCCAAGCCAGACACUCCUAAAGAAAAAAUCGUGUCAUCGCAACCACCCACCAAUAUCGGCGAGUACUUGCAAUACAAUUGGUGCCACAAAAUUAAGUGUGUUGCAAUCGUGCCGAACUUUGAAGUUUCGACUGACUCCUCCAGAGCCGUAUUGCCAGAAAAGUACGAUAGACAAGACAUUGUCUUCAACUUGCAAAGAUUAGCCAUUUUGACGAAUGCUUUGACACAGGAAACACCAAACAACAAGCUUAUCUAUGAGUCCAUGAAAGACAAGAUCCACCAGCCAUACAGAUCGGGGUUGAUUCCUGGUUUGCAGAAGGUAUUGGCUUCUGUGACUCCCGAUACCCACCCUGGAUUGUGUGGUAUCUGUUUGUCUGGAGCUGGACCUACUAUCUUGUGUUUGGCUACCGGAGGUUACGACGCCAUUGCUGAGACGGUCAUAGGAAUCUUCAACAAGGCUGGCGUAGAAUGCAGCUGGAAGUUGUUAGAAUUGGCUUACGACGGUGCCACUGUUGAAAUAAAGUAAUAGAUAUAAAUAGACCUUGUAUAAUCAAAAGUUAUUGCUUU